AUGGGGGAGUGGCUGCUGGCCACAGUGGCCAUGGUGGCCACAGUGCAGUGGCUGUGCUGGAGUCCCUCCUCAUGUCCCUGCGGCUUGGAGGCUGGCCAGUGUCCUGAGUGUGGUGGCCAGUGGCUGUGGUGGCUACAGUGUGGUGGCCUCCUGGUCACCCUAGGGCUGGCUGGUGGCCACAGUGUGGUGGCCAUGGCACAGUCCCUCCUGGUGUCCCCAGGGCUGGCUGGUGGCCACAGUGUGGUGGCCAUGACACAGUCCCUCCCGGUGUCCCCAGGGCUGCCCGGUGGCCAGGGUGUGGUGGCCAUGCCACAGUCCCUCCCGGUGUCCCCAGGGCUGGCCAGUGGCCACAGUGUGGUGGCCAUGGCACAGUCCCUCCCGGUGUCCCCAGGGCUGGCCGGUGCCCAGGGUGUGGUGGCUGUGGUUAAGUGGGUGUUGAGGCGCUGCUGGGUGCUGGUGGGUGCUGGCACGCAGGGGCCGGUCCCCGUUAGCUGUUUCCUUUCCCCACACCCCGUGACUCACCGUGCUUCCCCAGAGCGGUUGGCUCAUCAUUUCCUGCGCCAGCCGUGCCCUGCGGUGCCACCGGCGGGGCCUGGUUUUUGCCGUGCCACCAUCCCGCUGCCGCUGGCUCACCUGUCCUUCUCCUCUCUUGCAGAUGAGCGAGAUCGUGUCCAGAAGAAAACCUUCACCAAAUGGGUCAACAAGCACCUUAUCAAGCACUGGCGACCAGAGGCGCAGCGCCACGUCAACGACCUGUACGAGUACCUGCGGGACGGGCACAACCUCAUCUCGCUGCUGGAGGUGCUGUCGGGUGACACGCUGGUAAGGUGCCGCGCCGCGCCCCGCUCCCCGCCACGCGCCGGCUCCUCUCCGCCGGCCUUCCUCGUCCUCAUCCUCGCCCUCGCUGCCUGCCUCUGUUCCCUCUCUUCCUGCUUGGCCGUCGGUCUGUCCCGGUGA
Molecule: messenger RNA, 957 nt
Organism: Cyanistes caeruleus (blue tit)
Lineage: Eukaryota; Metazoa; Chordata; Aves; Passeriformes; Paridae
Source: RefSeq, a predicted model, not a curated record